Messenger RNA from Morone saxatilis (striped sea-bass), 3984 nucleotides. It is a transcript of the gene vwa5b1, whose product is annotated as von Willebrand factor A domain containing 5B1. The transcript is spliced from 21 exons. NCBI's taxonomy places the organism in Eukaryota, Metazoa, Chordata, Actinopteri, Moronidae. The record is from RefSeq and is a predicted model, not a curated record. The coding region runs from base 1 to 3834 and encodes 1277 amino acids.
AUGCCUGGACUCAUUAACAAGGAGAACCGGAGCGCUCUGCCCCUCAGUGUGUCAGACAUCACUUCCUGUGUCAGGGGUUAUACUCUGGCAAUGACAGCCUCUAUGACCUAUGAAAAUAUUGAGGAUCAUGCAAUUGAGGGGAUCUUCAUUUAUCCACUGGAGGAAAACUCUAUUGUUGUGGGGUUCGAGUCAAUGAUAUCCAGUCAGAUUAUAACACUGCAAAUCAAAGACAAGGCCAAAAUUGAGGACUGUUUUCUGGAUUGCUGCAACACAUCUAAUGGAGCCCUCCAGAGUAGCAGCGGACACAUAGUGAUGGAUGAAGAUAUGGAGAGGACAGUGUUAGUGGUUAACCUUGGGAUCAUCCCUCCUAUGGAGACUGUCCACAUUCUGGUUAGUACCUCGUCUGAGCUCUUCACUCUGCCCAGCGGAGGCAUCAGGGUCUCGUCCCCACCGGUGUGUACGCCUCGGGUACAGAGGACCAUCAACGAGGAGCAGGGACUAUCCCCAAACUUCUCCAGAAUGCGAGACAGGCAUAUUUGUGCCUCAAGUCCUCACGAUCAAACUCCCAACUCCGCUCAGCUGUGGUUGGCUUCACUGCUGGAGGAGGAGGCCAUAAACUCAAUGGACUACGAGUUUAACUUCCAGCUGGAGAUACGGGCUCCCUAUCUACUCGCAGGUGUAGAGAGCCCGUCUCAUGCUAUCCGAGCCGAUGCAGACCCUCUGGCCCGCUCUGCCACCAGCGUCGUCAUCACUCUGGCUGACAAGUACACCUACGACUGUCCUGUCCAAAUCCUCAUCUACCCCAGUGAGCCUCAUCUACCACAUGUGCUCAUCGAGAACGGAGACAUGACGCAGGAGGAGUACGAUGAAUAUCUUCACGGCCGGAGCGAUUUCAUCAAGGCCACCAAGAAGGACCCAAGCAAUGGGAAGAAAGUAGAUAUCAUUCACAGGCGACUCCAUAAAGACAUCCUCCACAACCCUGUGGUCAUGUUGAACUUCUGCCCUGAUCUCAAGUCUAUCAGCUCAGACCUGAGAAAGGUUCACGGAGAGUUUAUCUUCCUCAUUGACCGCAGCGGCAGCAUGAGUGGGGUUAACAUCAACCGUGUGAAGGAUGCCAUAGUGGUGAUUCUCAAGAGCCUUGUCCCAGGCUGCCUUUUUAACAUCAUAGGCUUCGGCUCUACAUUCAAAUCACUCUUCACAACCAGCCAGAACUAUGAGGAGGAAGCCCUGGCCCUGGCUUGUGAGUAUGUUAGAAAGAUGAGAGCCGACAUGGGGGGGACCAACAUCCUGGAACCGCUCAAUUGGAUCCUGAGGCAGCCGAUGUUCAGUGGACACCCCCGCCUUCUAUUCCUGCUCACCGACGGGGCCGUAAGCAACACAGGCAAAGUUAUCGAGCUGGUCCGCAGCCAUGCGCGCUACAUCAGAUGUUAUACGUUCGGCAUAGGACAGAAUGCUUGCAGGAGACUGGUGCAGGGACUGGCGACAGUUUCCAAAGGAACAGCAGAGUUCCUGGCCGACGGCGAGAGGCUGCAGCCCAAGAUGAUCAAAUCCUUGAAGAAAACCAUGUCUCCAGUUCUCAGUGACAUUUCAAUCGAAUGGCUCUUCCCUGAGACCAAAGAAGUGCUGCUGUCCCCUGUUGGCAACACCUUCCUGUUUCCAGGGGACAGUCUGAUUGGCUACAGUGUGGUUUGUGACACCACCCGCUAUCACUCCAACCCCAAAUCUGAUAAGAGGAGGCGAUACAGCAUGAUGCGCUCUAUUGAGUCCGCCAGCUCUGUGUUUUACCACUCUCAAGAAGAGGACCUUGUGAAGACAAGCGCAGACAGCCAUGUUUCCUACAGGGAAGCACUCUCUGGUCCUCUGUAUGACUCCUACCAGGACUCCAUGACAGACGGCAGCCCUGCUACCACAGAGCAAGAUGCCAUGGGGUUGGAUUGUAAGACAUCACCAAGAAGGCGUGCAUACAGUACCAACCAGAUAAUAGACUACAACCCUGCAAAGAGGGUCUACACUCCCAGUGAUCCCAGCUCUGUGGUGGCAAAGAAUCCACUGAGGAGAGCCAAGGUCCAGGAGCUGAUAGGCCAGAUGAGCCCCGAGCACGAGGCACAAUGGAGGAACGACUACCAGCCACAGCUGGCAAGCCUGUGUGCCACAUCUUCCAGCGGGCGCCCUGCCAGCUGUCACAGGCCACUCCCUCAGCAGGAGCCGCUUCUACAGCAGGAAGCCGACUCAGAGCUUUUCCAUCCCCAGCCUCAGGACAACCCUCAGCUCAGCGGUAUCAGCGUGCCGCCUGUAGCUCGCAACACCACUGGGGAAGAGGGGUCCAGAUCGUCCACAGACAGCCCAUCUGUUGGCAGCGUCGGAGAUAUAGAUGGUUACGGACACCAGUUAUGUCAAGCAGAAACCCCACAGGAGACCCAAACGUCAGAUCUGAGUACAGCCAACCAGCAAAAAGGUGACUGCAAGGCUGUGGUGUCCGGACUGCUGUGUGGGAAACCAGCGAAGUGGGAGGUCGUCUUUGAUGUCGAGCCCUUCCUGAAUGGCCGGGAACGAGAGGAAAAGGUUCACGAGGAGCUGUGGAAUGAGACCUUCCACCAUAUGGCUGGACGCUCCAUCAUACACGACUUUGAGCACAUGGCGCUUAAGGAGUGUGAGAUUGAAAACGGCUCUGGGAGGAAGUACCAGCUAUACGCUAUUCACACCAGCAAGGCCUGCAAUAUACUGAGCAAAUACACAGCAUUUGUCCCCAUCGACCUGGACACUAAUGAAUAUUUGCCAACAUGUAUUGAAUACAUAAACCCUAGUGAAGGUCUGAAGAGGGGCUCACAUUCCAGGUCUCGUUCAGGGAGCAGGAAGAACAGAGGGUACUCCAUCGGACUGGGUCGCUCUCAGUCUGGCGGCAUGUCUGAGGAAGCUGAAGACAAUGGAGAGGAUGGCGUCUCUCCAUGCAGCACCCCCUCCUCCUCCGGCUGGGAGAGAUGUAGCUUUACGGAGGUCUCCCAAAGGAGCCCGUCUGUGACCUCUGACCAAUCACAGAAGUCGGUGGAGAGCCUUUUUUCUGCCAGGCUGGCCCUCAGUAGGACUCGUCUCCUGACUCGAGCUGCUAAAGGAUUCAUGUGUCGAUCUCACAGCAAGUCCGGUGAUUCAAUUGGAGAGAGUGACAACGAGAACAAAGACUACAUUCCUCUGGUGUUGUUGCAGUUGGCUAGUGGUGCAUUUCCCCUGGACGCGGCUCUGUGUGAUGCCAUUAACGUGCCCAUGGACAAGCUGAAGUGGACGUCCCCCUUCAACAGCCACCGCACCAGCCUGGGCCACCUGUCUCAUUCCAGCAGCCGUCGUGCUGAGAGUGGCGAUGACGGACACAGAUCACUGUGUGAGCCAGACACAUAUCAGCAACCUGCAGACAGCCAUUCUCAUCUGUCCAGGAGCACCUGGAUGGUGGAUGCUGGUCCUUCUUUAUUAGGCAGUCCAACCGCCGCUGCUGAGCCCCAGCUCUCCCCGUACUCCCAGGUGGACAGUGGACGGGGCUCUGGGUCAGGGGGCUUAGAAACAGCAUCGCUCGGCGGGGCGCUAAAGAGGAUGCUGGACCCAGAGAGUAUGAUUUGGGCCACGGCUGUGGCCCUCGCCUGGCUGGAGCACAGCUCUGCCAGUUAUUUCAUAGAGUGGGAAAUGGUAGCCGCCAAGGCCAGCAUGUGGUUGAGUGCGCAGGACAUCCCAGAAGGUCGAGACUUAGCCUCCAUUAAGGCUGCUGCCAACCAGCUCUUCAUCAUCCUCAGACACUGGGAUGAAAACCUGCAACUAAACAUGCUCUGUUACAACCCUAACAGUGUCUGAGGCCUGCUAGACCAAGACUGAAAACAGAGACCACUGAAAGUAUUCAAUUCCAUAUGAUACUAUGCUAACUGAGGCUGUACUAUUCUCUGUUCAGCAGUAUGUCCUCUGGAGUCUGAUAUGGCCGUUUCAAUUGUGAACAAUGUGUAUUUC